AUGUCAACAUCAAAUCACAAAGCAGUACCUACUUCGACAUUGAAGAAUACCCAGGCAAGUCCUUCAAUUUCUAAUUCAUCAGAACCAAGUGCUUUGGUUGGAAAAUCAGCUCGUGUUGUAUUAAGCGAGGAUGAGGAAGAAGACAGUAACCAAAAAUAUACAUCAGAUGGAGAUGACGAUGAACCUGGAGCUGAGCCCAUGUCAGCAGAGGCCUUGGAGUUACUCAAAACUGAAAAAGUGCUCAAGGCUGGAUAUUUAUUGAAGAAAGGUGAAAAAAGAAGGACUUGGAAGAAGAGAUGGUUUGUCUUGAGAACAACCAAAUUAGCCAUGUAUAAGGAUAAUAAGGAAUAUAAAUUACUUCGAAUUAUUGAUCUGCAUGAAAUACACAAAGUAGUUCAAGUGACAACAAAACACAAGUAUAAAUACGUCUUUGCUUUUGUUACUCCAAAGAGAAUGUAUUAUGUACAAGCCAACGAUCAAAAUGAUAUGAACGAAUGGUUUGCUUGCAUAAACCAAGCCAAGCAAGAACAAAGGCUCUAUGAUGCAGAUGAUGACACUAGCUCACUUGAUCGUGAUCAAGAGUUUGCCAAGGACGUCAUUUCGUCUUAUAAAUCAAAUUAUAGUGCUAAUACCAUGCAACAAAGAAGGCAAUCAAGCACGGGCAUAGAUGAAUAUAAUAAUAUUAAUACCAGUAAUAAUACCAAAUCACAACCUAUGAACAUUCCUGGAAAGAAAAAGAGACCUAAUCAACGAUCAACUGAAUAUUAUCCUAUAUCACCUUCAUCAAACCCUACAAGUUCAUUUCUAACGGAAGGCAUUGUGAGUUCAGAGGACGACGAGGAAUAUAGCGCAGAUAAAGCCAAUAUAGAAUUGGAAGAGAAUAGGAAUAGAGUACUUAUAGAAGGAUACUUGCUAAAGCUAGGGCGCAACAAGGGAUGGAGAAAGCGAUGGUUCGUGCUUCGAACGGACACACUUGCUUAUUAUGAGGAUGAUAAAGAAUACUCCCCACAUCGAAUUAUUCCUUUAGAUCAUAUCAUUGAUUCACUGGAAAUUGAGCCUGUCAGUAAAAAUAAACAAUACUGCUUCAAAAUCAUUAUACCAAAGAGAAGCUAUGUACUAUGCGCACCUAGUGAAAGUAAUAUGGAAGCAUGGCUAAAUGCACUUGUUGUAGCAACAAGAAGAACUAAAGCAGAAGAUAUUACACCCAAAUACCAUCGACCACUUUCUCUUAUUCCUGAAAAUACAAUUGAAAAAACGCAUUCGACAACAGAUUCACUUGAUUCUAUUGAAAACAUCAGCCAUCUGUCAGGUGUCAGUGGAGCAGGAGGUGUAGGUGGUGCUGGUGGAGCACUGGGUAGUGUACCAAGUCAAUCGAUGUUAGUAUCAGAAAGACUGGGUCGAUCAAAAGAAGUACCACUUGCAUUUAAUUCAUAA
Messenger RNA from Rhizopus microsporus ATCC 52813, 1434 nucleotides. Its product is annotated as PH domain-like protein. The record is from RefSeq and is a predicted model, not a curated record. The transcript is spliced from 4 exons. NCBI's taxonomy places the organism in Eukaryota, Fungi, Mucoromycota, Mucoromycetes, Mucorales, Rhizopodaceae. Bases 1 to 1434 code for a protein of 477 amino acids.